ACUUAAAUUUUAUCCCCAGUGUCAAACCUGUCACAACCCUUAGAAUGUUUUUAUUGAAUUUUUGAGCGCUUUUCGUCAAUAAAUCGCAAAAAUGAGCUCUGGGUUCAUAUCCGAGGCCGAAUUGGCCGAAGCCAGGCAAAAAAGACAGGAGGAGUGGGAGCGGGUCCGCAAACCCGACGAUCCAAUCGUGCGGCCUGAGGAGCCCUACGACCACCGCAGUUUGUACGAGCGGCUGCAGGAACAGAAGCAGAAGAAGGACCUGGAGUAUGAGGAAGCGCACAAAUUGAAAAAUAUGAUAAAGGGUCUCGAUGAUGACGAAAUCGAGUUUCUUGACCUUGUUGAUAGAACUAAGAUCGCAGCUGAUCGUAAAAAAGAGCUAGAGGAAGAGAUCGAAUUGAACGAUUAUCGGAACAGAGUUGCCACCUUGCAGGAAAAGUCACUAGAAGAGCGCCUUCAGGCCGAAAUUGCUGUGAAUAAGCCCAAGGCCCCCACGAGUAAAACCUCGCAACAGAAGUUGCUCAAGGGGGUUGUGGUCAAAAAGAGGAAAAAUAGUGAGGCGAAGGAGGAGAAAGACGAAGCGAAACAUAGGAAAAUUGAGGAUGAAAAGACAGAAGUUGUGGCUGAUUCGGCCUUGAAAUGUGUGGGGAUCUUGCCAGGGUUGGGGUGUUACAACGAAUCGACUUCGGAUGAGAACAGUUCGGAUUCCGAAGUGGAGACAACUAGCGCGAAAAUUGAUAUUCUGGGGAGGAAAAUAACGAAGAAAGAGAAGGAAACGUGAAUUGGUUAUUCAGUGAGAUUUGUGGAAGAAUCGGAGGGUUCUUAUCUGAGUUAAUUGUCUGAAUUAAUUGUAAAUAGAGUGUACCUAUUAUUGAUUCCUGUGUUUUUCUAAUAAAUCGGUAAAAAAGG
Molecule: messenger RNA, 906 nt
Organism: Tribolium castaneum (red flour beetle)
Lineage: Eukaryota; Metazoa; Arthropoda; Insecta; Coleoptera; Tenebrionidae
Exons: 3
Coding region: 92-778 (228 amino acids)
Cellular component (GO): nucleus
Source: RefSeq, a predicted model, not a curated record